AUGGCUGCGGUCUUGCUGCACCGAUACGACACUCGGUCUGACUAUUCGAAGGCGGCUCGUCCGCAGAGCCCGUUGCCUUUUGUGUCCAUGCUUCUGGCUACCCUGGUGUUUCGUAUGACAACACGCCGGCGGCCAACAUCCAGCUGGUUGAGUCUUGUUUCCGGGGUGACCGGAACGACAUGCCGUGUGCCCACGCCCUCGGCCCGAGACCUGCAAGAGGAUUCCGGAGUGCUCCCUGCGUGGGGUUUUCUUCUCGCACCCCUGACCAUGGCCCUGGCCAAGUUGCAGACGCGGAAAUGCGCGCCGAAGCUUCGACGACUCGGGGCGGGGAAUCCCAGGGGCCUUUUCCGCAGUUUCCAGGCUUCAGUUCAAGGCUUCAAGGCCCACUCCCGCGGCUCACAGCACGGGGCUCCCCUUGUAGUCGUUGUAGCGUCGUAG
This is a messenger RNA of Symbiodinium sp. CCMP2456, 438 nucleotides long. NCBI's taxonomy places the organism in Eukaryota, Dinophyceae, Suessiales, Symbiodiniaceae. The record is from the annotation of a GenBank genome assembly.